CUUUUGCACAUCGCAGCCAGCAUACGAGCAACUGGUCCGGUUUGGGCUUCAUGGGCGUUCCCAAUGGAACGCUAUUGUGGCUCGCUUCAACCUGCCAUCACAAGCCGUCGGUUUCCAUAUGCAAGCAUUAACCGACAUGUGCUCAACGAUGCACGUUUAUCACAUAUCAUGUUGACGUAU
This is a messenger RNA of Punctularia strigosozonata HHB-11173 SS5, 180 nucleotides long. RefSeq lists its product as uncharacterized. The record is from RefSeq and is a predicted model, not a curated record. The annotation marks the transcript as partial. The transcript has a single exon. NCBI's taxonomy places the organism in Eukaryota, Fungi, Basidiomycota, Agaricomycetes, Corticiales, Punctulariaceae.